UCAUCCUCAUCCUUUCGACAUCUUUCUCUUCUGUUCUUGAGUUCAGUGGAGGUGGACGUGUUUGUGAAUUUGAAUUUUUUGACUGUGAAUUUGUAAAUAAACAAUAAUAAUGGCCAAUAAUCAAGAUUGUCCAAUGGAGAACGGUGAAGAUUUUUCACAAGACGUGAGCGCCGAUCAAAAUUUCCUGCAAAAUCAGGGCGAUCAAGUGAACGGCCAAAAUGGUUCGGGAGACGCUCCUCCAGCCGACAGUGGAAGUGCUGAUGCUCCAGGUCGAGACGACGACAGAAAAUUGUUUGUUGGAGGCUUGAGUUGGGAAACAACCGACAAGGAGCUUCGUGAUCACUUCGGACAAUACGGUGAAAUAGAAAGUAUUAAUGUAAAAACUGAUCCAAAUACCGGUAGAUCAAGAGGAUUUGCUUUUAUCGUCUUCAACAAUGCUGAAGCUAUCGACAAGGUUGUAGCCGCUGGUGAACACAUUAUCAACAAUAAGAAAGUCGAUCCUAAGAAAGCCAAAGCAAGACAUGGGAAAAUCUUCGUUGGAGGACUCACUAAUGAAUUAUCUGACGACGAUAUCAAAAAUUUUUUCAGCCAAUACGGCACUAUUAUUGAAGUUGAAAUGCCUUUUGACAAAACCAAGAAUCAAAGGAAAGGUUUCUGUUUUAUCACAUUUGAAUCGGAACAAGUUGUUAACGAGUUAUUGAAGACACCUAAACAGACUAUCAAAGACAAAGAGGUUGACGUGAAAAAAGCGACGCCAAAACCUGACGCCAUGGGAGGUAUGCGUGGGGGCAGGAUGAUGCCUGGACGUGGGGGUACUCGAGGGCGAGGCCGAGGAGGCUACGGAGGCCAGAAUUGGAACCAGGGAUAUGGUGCAUACGGCGGUUAUGGUCAAGGUUAUGGAAGCGGUUAUGAUGGUUACGGGGGUGGGUAUGACUAUUACGGCGGCGGUUAUGGAGGCUAUGGUGGCUACGAUUACUCCAAUUAUGGCAACUAUGACUAUGGAUAUGGUAACUAUGACGGAGGAUAUGGUGGUGGUCGCAGUGGUGCGCGCGGAAAAGGUGGAUCCGGGGGUUAUCAGGGUGGUAAACAACGAGGUGGUGGUGGCGGCGGCGGUGGCGGCCGUAACCAAAGGCAUCAACCUUAUUAGAUUUAGUUGUAGAGUACACGUUUAGGUAUGUGAGUUGGUCUGACUGAUAACCUGUUUGAUCAUCUACUUUUUUAUAGAUGUUUCUCAAUUUUUUUUGAUAUUUCGUUUGAUUUGAUUAUGAUCAUUCCACUUCUCAUCUGUCAAUUUUUCGUAUCGAAUUUGUACAGAACAUUUAGUUUCUAUAAUGCAUAAAGAAAGCCGUUUAUUUUUUUAAACGUCAGGAAUGCCAAGUAAAUUUGUUCACUGUAUUAUGUUAACAUUUUUUUUUAUUUAAGUAAUAGUGUAAUUUUAGAUACUAAGUUUAUGUAAUCCUGUGUAGGGAGGCAUCAUGUACUUCCUCCACUGUAUGACAAUUUAAUAAUAAAAAAUUUGUGUACA
Molecule: messenger RNA, 1525 nt
Organism: Tribolium madens (black flour beetle)
Lineage: Eukaryota; Metazoa; Arthropoda; Insecta; Coleoptera; Tenebrionidae
Gene: sqd
Product: RNA-binding protein squid
Exons: 6
Coding region: 110-1147 (345 amino acids)
Biological process (GO): regulation of gene expression
Cellular component (GO): nucleoplasm
Molecular function (GO): RNA binding
Source: RefSeq, a predicted model, not a curated record